ACGCCUGUCAGUCUCCUCCCCUCCCGAUUCUUCUUUUCCCAAGAAUGACUUAGUUUUAAAAGAGUCGCCGCCACCAACGGCGUUGCUCAACUCGCCUUCGCCAAGUAAUAAAACACUUCACGAAAAACUCGCUACUCUGACUCGUCCCUCCAGAGGCUUUGCGGAAAAUUGAGUCCUCCAGCACUUUCGCCUCGCGAUUCCGAAGGAACGGCGGAACUACUCGUCCCGGCAGCCCUUGCGCGUGCGACACCCCUCCCCCCCAUUCUUUCGCCUUGCUUCUCUUCCGAACUUGGCGUGCUGGAGGCCCGGGCGAGCCAUGCCGAAGGUGAAGACGAAGCCGCGCUCUCGACAGCAGCGUGGAGAAGGGAAAGGGAAAGGCCCUGUAGGCAUUAGAUUCAACACUGGACUUGGUCAGCAUAUUUUGAAAAAUCCCCUGAUUGUUAACAGCAUUAUAGAAAAGGCUUCCUUAUACCCUACAGAUGUUGUUUUAGAAGUGGGCCCUGGAACUGGCAACAUGACAGUGAAAAUGUUAGAAAAGGUGAAAAAGGUAAUUGCUUGUGAACUUGAUGUAAAGCUUGCUGGUGAACUUCAGAAAAGAGUUCAGGGAACACACUUGGCAAACAAACUUGAAAUAAAAAUUGGAGAUGUAUUGAAAAGCGAUCUCCCUUUUUUUGAUGCUUGUGUGGCUAAUUUGCCUUACCAAAUUUCUUCUCCUUUUGUUUUCAAGCUAUUGCUGCAUCGGCCUUUCUUUAGGUGUGCAGUACUCAUGUUUCAAAGAGAAUUUGCUCUUCGCCUAGUUGCAAAACCAGGCUCUCACCUGUAUUGUAGGCUGUCUGUUAAUACUCAGCUGUUAGCUCGUGUUGAUCAUCUAAUGAAAGUAGGAAAAAAUAAUUUUAAACCUCCACCCAAAGUUGAAUCCAGUGUUGUAAGGAUAGAACCAAAGAACCCUCCACCUCCAAUUAACUUUCAGGAGUGGGAUGGUCUACUGAGGAUAGUGUUUGUCAGGAAAAACAAGACACUUGCUGCCAUUUUCAAUUCAAAUGCUGUGAAACAGCUGCUGGAACAGAAUUACAGAAUUCACUGUUCACAAAAUAAUUUGCAAAUUCCUGAAAAUUUCAAUAUUGCUGAACUUAUACAUGAAAUCCUAAAAGAUACCGGCUAUUCAGAAAAACGUGCCCGAGUAAUGGAUAUUGAUGAUUUUAUAAGUGUUCUUCAUGGCUUCAAUGCAAAAGGGAUUCACUUUUCCUGAAGGGAUUACAGGAAAGCUGCUGCAAAGAUUGAACUAAUUUAUAUAAAUAAAUGUUAUAGUAGAAUAUAUUCACAAUGAAUGUAAACCAACCAUCAACUGGCUCUUACCAGUUUUUAAGUCUUUUGAUUUUAUUUAGUGAAGAAUGUAUCAAUUUAUAAAUAUUAUUAAAAGCAUCUGGAAAUGCAUCCCAUAGCAUCUAGCAUAAGCAGUAAGUGCUUAUAUUCCAAGCUAAGUAUUGUUACUCAUUUAAAAAAUUGUGUAACUGAUAUGGAAGUCAAUUUCUCUAAUGCCAAACAUUCUGUCUUUUUUAAUGCCCAAAUGUUCUUUAUAUUGUGCAUUGCAAUAAUUUUCUAUUAAAGCGAUCCCUUCUGUA
This is a messenger RNA of Thamnophis elegans (Western terrestrial garter snake), 1622 nucleotides long. RefSeq names its product DIMT1 rRNA methyltransferase and ribosome maturation factor (gene DIMT1). Gene Ontology annotation, cellular component: mitochondrial matrix. The record is from RefSeq and is a predicted model, not a curated record. Gene Ontology annotation, molecular function: rRNA (adenine-N6,N6-)-dimethyltransferase activity. Gene Ontology annotation, biological process: rRNA methylation. The transcript is spliced from 12 exons. The coding region runs from base 317 to 1249 and encodes 310 amino acids. NCBI's taxonomy places the organism in Eukaryota, Metazoa, Chordata, Lepidosauria, Squamata, Natricidae.